Messenger RNA from Spizellomyces punctatus DAOM BR117, 1230 nucleotides. RefSeq lists its product as uncharacterized. The record is from RefSeq and is a predicted model, not a curated record. Gene Ontology annotation, molecular function: ketoreductase activity. Gene Ontology annotation, cellular component: endoplasmic reticulum. The transcript has a single exon. The coding region runs from base 101 to 1093 and encodes 330 amino acids. Gene Ontology annotation, biological process: fatty acid elongation. Lineage: Eukaryota; Fungi; Chytridiomycota; Chytridiomycetes; Spizellomycetales; Spizellomycetaceae.
CCCGGCGGCAAUCUUUUUCUGCGUGUGGUCGUUGGCGGGGGGCAAGUCAAAUACCCUAGACAGACCUGACCAAACCCUUUCGAACAAACGGUAUCAAAAGAUGGCGGCUUCAUCCUGUGUAUCAAACUACUUUUUGAGCCGCGAUUUGGGUCAUCCCAAUCUGGCGACCCUGUGCGCGUUCGUUGGUACACUCUACCUGUCCAAGCUUGCCAUUUCUUUUCUCUGCCUUUUGUACCGUCUUAUUCUCCGUCCCGCAACCAAUCUCCGGAAAUAUGGGGCCAAAAAGGGUGCUUGGGCCGUCGUUACGGGCGCGUCAGAUGGGAUUGGAAAAGAGUUUGCCCUUCAGUUGGGGAAAGCAGGUUUCAACGUGUUUUUGAUGGCCCGCACAAAAGCAAAGUUGGAUACGGUUGCCAAUGAAGCGAAAUCAAAGUAUGGAGUUGAUGCUGUUGUUUAUCCUUUUGAUUUUGCGGCGGCCGGAGAUGCAGAGUAUGAGGCCUUGCGGAAGCAGUUCCAAACCCUUGAGGAUGUGGGCGUGUUGGUCAACAAUGUUGCUGUGAAUCACGAGAUGCCUACUCCAUUUGCGCAAGAAAGCGAAGCAUUGCUUUCGGCUAUUGUGGAGGUGGAUGUUGCCGCUCAAGUGCGCUUGACAAGGAUGAUUCUCCCUGGAAUGACCACUCGUAAACGUGGUCUGAUUCUCAACGUUGGAUCCGUUGCCGGUCUCAUUCCGUCGGCCUAUCUUGCUACCUACUCUGGUGCCAAAGCGUUUUUGCGUACGUGGUCCCGCGCUCUCGCUGUAGAAUGCAGACCUCACAAUGUCCAUGUGGAGCAUGUGAAAACCUACUUUGUCACGACUGCCAUGAGUAAGAUCCGCAGAUCCACCAUCUUGGCACCCACCCCCCGCGAUUACGUUCGCAGCGUGCUACAGAGUGCGGGCAAGGAUACCGAUGCUGCCCCGUACCCAAGUCACGCUGUCUUGACCUGGGUUUUGGAGAAGCUGCCUGAAGGCCUUGCGAUUAAGAAGAGUGCGGAUAUGCACAUCGACAUUAGAAGGCGUGCCUUGAAAAAGAGGGAGCGGGAGGCUAAGAAAGCGUAAUUUUUUGUGUCAUUUACUUGGGAUGGGCAUUAUGAUUUGUGCAUUAUGACAUUUAUCGGACGUAAUAUAUACGGAAUCUAUCCUCUAAAAAUCCUGUAAUUUUUUCUCACGUAAACAUGAAUACCUCUUUUUGCCCA